Messenger RNA from Ectocarpus sp. CCAP 1310/34, 1255 nucleotides. NCBI's taxonomy places the organism in Eukaryota, Phaeophyceae, Ectocarpales, Ectocarpaceae. The record is from the annotation of a GenBank genome assembly.
UGUAAACGACAAGAAACUCUCGGAGUUGAUAGAGGUAAUGGGCACACCGAAGGAUGCCAAAGGUCGGGACCAGGCCGGAUCUAGAAUCAUAGAAGGGUGGGAAAAGCUGGUAAACACAACGACAAGUAUAGUUCUCGGUAGAAAGUUGAUAGUUUGUAAGAGAGCAGUGGAUUGGUGGGACGAAGAUAUCAAGCAAGCAAUUCGAGUACGUAGAGAGUCACACGCAAAAUAUGCGGCAGGGAAAACCGAUACAGGAUGGAAGGAGUAUGUUGAAAAUAGAAAGAGGGUGAAGGAGUUGGUGGUGAAGCAGAAGAAAGCGUUGUGGGAGGAAGUAGUCCAAAAGACUAACGAAGAUUUUGAGGGGGGGAUGAGGCAACUGUGGGUAGGAAUUCAAGGGAACGUGGGCAAGAAAAGAGGGGGAGACACGGGAAUAGCGACACUACGAUCUGCCGAGGGUAAGAUGGUAAGCAGUUCUAAAGGAAAGCGGGAAGUCCUGGUAGAGCACUACCGCAAACUUGGGACACCCACCACCAACGAAAACUUCGACUCGGAGUUUGAGAAGGAAAUCAACUCGUGGGCAGAGGAAAACGUUGAAAGAUCUCGGAGGGAAUGUAGUGAUGUAGACGGGUUGCAGGGAGAGUUCACAAGAGAAGAGGUAGAGGACUGUGUAGCGAAAAUCAAGAAUAGAAAAGCGGCAGGGGCUGAUGGAAUUGUGAAUGAGCUUUUGAAACAGGGGGGGGGGCGGAUGAUUAACAUGUUGGUCCGGAUAUUCAACUGGAUAUGGAAACACGAGUACGCGCCGAAGAGAUGGAGAGAAGGGGUAGUCGUGAACCUGUUCAAAAAGGGGGAUAAAACUGACCCGGGGAAUUAUAGAGGGAUAACCUUGCUGAGCACAGUGGGGAAACUCUUUGGCAAGAUGAUAAACAAUAGAAUGGGAGACAUGUUGGAGGGGAAACAAAAGAUCANUUGGGGAAAUCUCGAAGUACGUGGACAUACUCCAAGGAGUCGCACAGGGCUAGCAGAACUGGGAAUGUACUCUCUUAAAACAAAGAGAGACAUGCAAAAGUCGAAUUGGCAGUACAAGGCAGCUUGGGGAAAAGCGACUCCAGGGAAGAAAGGAAUCAGAUGGGACAAGGUGGUAGAGAGGGUUUGGAAGGAGAUAGGAGACGAGGAGGAGACAUUGGACACGGAAGGGUUCGGGGGGUUCAAGAAGAAAGUCAAGGAAAUGCUAGAAAGUAGGGAGGAGGCAACCCUU